GUCGGCGAUUUGUAAACAAAUCUAUAACAUGAAAGUGAUUAAUGCCUAGAACUCGCAACUAAUAAAUAUGUCUCCAAGGCGUCAUGCUAUGAAAGCCAAACCACUGUUGAAUCGUGAUGAACUUCUGCAGAGCAUUGUCCGAGAUCGUGCGUUGUUGAACGCCUAUUUUCUUGAUAUUGCAAAAAAAGAGUCCCAGUCGACAGUGCCAAAAGGAUCUGCCAGCAUCCUCACACCAAAAUCUGCAUCAGCCGUGCAACAGCGUGACAGCUAUGAUUUGUUCUUCGAAAGUGCUUGCAUCAGUAUUAAGAGCUUGCCACCAAAACUGGCGGCUGAAGCCAAAAAUCGAAUCUCACAUGUCAUUACCGAGUUUGAGUUGCGAGCCAUUUCGGAACACGAAGCCCAGCAGGCAAUGGGAAAGCAGGAACUCGUUAAAGCCAUCAGAGUAUCUAACGAACCGGUUAUGGAUCCCUCAACUGGGAUUGUUUAUGAAUUUCAGGCGUGCUCUUAACGAC
Drosophila grimshawi is the source of this 512-nucleotide messenger RNA. RefSeq lists its product as uncharacterized. NCBI's taxonomy places the organism in Eukaryota, Metazoa, Arthropoda, Insecta, Diptera, Drosophilidae. The transcript is spliced from 2 exons. Gene Ontology annotation, molecular function: DNA binding. The coding region runs from base 68 to 508 and encodes 146 amino acids. The record is from RefSeq and is a predicted model, not a curated record.